Messenger RNA from Drosophila suzukii, 2752 nucleotides. Lineage: Eukaryota; Metazoa; Arthropoda; Insecta; Diptera; Drosophilidae. The record is from RefSeq and is a predicted model, not a curated record.
UAGCGCCUUUUGACAUUCGUGUAUCAAGUUGGCCAGACAUUUUUGGCGACUAUAAAUAAGUGGCUUGUUUGUGGAGAAGGUACUAGUGUUCUCACAACUUCGGUCCCAGCAACAUGAAAUUCUUCGCCAUCCUUUCGCUUGCCCUUCUGGCUGUGGCCUCGGCCGAUGUCAGCCACCUGGCCAACACCUACCUGCCUCCCCACUCCGCGGCUGCCUCCAACAGCUACGAGUCCUACCAGGCUGCUCCCGCCGAGGAGACCUACGAGGCUCCCGCCGCCGCCGCUGCCACCACCUACGAGAGCGAGUCCUACUCCGCCCCAGCUGCCUCCUACAACAGCGAGUCCUAUGCCGCCCCAGCUGCCUCCUACAACAGCGAGUCCUAUGCCGCUCCAGCUGCCGCCGCCGCUGAGACCGCCUCCUAUGCCGCCGAGUCCGCCGCCGAGGAGACCUACGAGGAGCCCGCCGCCAGCUACGUCGCCCCAGCUGUGGUGAAGACCUACUCCGCUCCCGCUGUCUCCUCCUACUCUGCUCCCGCUGUGGUGAAGACCUACUCCGCCCCGGCUGUGUCCAGCUACUCCGCUCCUGCUGUCUCCUCCUACUCCGCCCCAGCUGUGGUCAAGACCUACUCUGCCCCAGCUGUCUCCUCCUACUCCGCUCCUGCUGUGGUGAAGACCUACUCCGCCCCGGCUGUGUCCACCUACUCUGCUCCCGCUGUGUCCAGCUACACCGCUCCCGUGGUGGCCAAGACCUACACCGCUCCCGCUGUUGUGAAGACCUACUCCGCCCCAGCUGUGUCCAGUGGCUACACCCAGGCCUACACCGCCCCCGCUGUGGUCAAGAGCUACUCCGCCCCGGCUGUGACCAAGACCUACACCGCCCCCGCCGUGGUCAAGACCUACUCCGCCCCAGCUGUGUCCACCUACACCGCUCCAGUGGUGACCAAGUCCUACACCGCUCCCGUGGUGACUAAGACCUACACCGCUCCCGUGGUGACUAAGACUUACACCGCUCCCGCUGUGGUGAAGACCUACUCCGCCCCAGCUGUGUCCAGCUACUCCGCCCCAGCUGUGGUCAAGAGCUACUCCGCCCCAGCUGUGUCCAGCUACUCCGCCCCAGCUGUGGUCAAGACCUACUCCGCCCCAGCUGUGUCCAGCUACUCUGCUCCCGCUGCGGUCAGCAGCUACUCCUCCGGAUCCUCGGGCACCGUCUACGGCUCCAACGGUGGAUACGUCUACUAUAUUAUCAUCUUUGCCCUGGCAUUGCUGGUUUCUAUUGGCGCCCAACCAGUAAGCUAUCAGGAAAUGGAAUCUCCGACCACGAUUACCACCAGGCGACCCAAUCUCGUCAUCGAGGAGAUGGAACCCAUGAGGUAUCACUUCGUCACCGAGCAUCGACCCACUUCACUGGGCCAGAACUACUAUCUAAAACCAGGACAACUAGUGGGAUCAGUAGAGCUGGACUCGGACAUCCUUAAGGUGCGACACGACCAGGAUAAUGGCAAGCCGGUUUCCAGCAAGCACAACAUCCUAUUUGUGGCCUACGCCAAGGACCCACGCUCCUUUGCUUUUGUGGUUUUCACCCUGGCCUCUGUGGGAAUGGUCACCCCGCUGAGCAACUCCUAUCUGCCCCCGAAAGUGGGUGCCCAAAGUGGGUACAGUGCAGCGGCCUCCAGUUCUUCGGGAUCUUAUGCAGCUCCUGCGGCCACCUAUGCCCGUAGAGCUCAUUCCGUGGCGGCUCCAUCCAGGCAAUACCUAGCCCCAGCUGCAUCAUCUGCAUCCCAUGGUAGCUACAGCUCGGCUGGUUCCUCCUACUCCGCUCCAGCUAUUUCCCAUGGAUCCUACUCCGCUCCAGCCGUAUCCCAAGGAUCUUACUCCGGUCCAGCUGUAUCCCAAGGAUCCUACUCCUCUGCCUCCCAUACCAGCUACUCUGCUCCCGUGGCCACUCCCUCCAGGCAGUACUUAGCUCCGUCAGUGGUAUCCCAUGGCAGUUACUCCUCUCCAGUGGUUUCGCACAAGAGCUACUCCGCUCCAGCCGUAUCCCAUGGAUCAUACUCCUCUGCAGGAUCCUCUCAUGGCUCUUAUUCCGCACCAUCGUCUUCCUACAGCUCUGGUUCCUAUUCUGCCCCAGCUGCCUCCCAUACCAGCUACUCCGCUCCUGUGGCAGCUCCUUCCAGACAAUAUCUGGCUCCAGCUGCCAGCUAUAGCUCCGCCGGAUCGUCCUACGCCAGUGCUCCAGCUGCAUCCAGCUCCUUUGGAUCCUAUGCCGCUCCAGCUGUCUCCAGGAAGAGCUAUGCCGCCCCAGCCGUCUCCCAUGUGAGUUACUCGGCGGGUUCCAGCCAAGGAUCUGGCUAUGCCGGCAGCCAGGGAUCUAGCCAUGGAUAUGGAUCUGGAUCUAGCCAUGGUUAUGGAUCUGGAGCCAGCCAAGGAUAUGCAUCUGGAUCCAGUCAUGGUUAUGCAUCUGGAGCCAGUCAUGGAUAUGGUUCUGGAUCUAGCCAAGGAUACGCAUCUGGAUCCAGCCAUGGAUAUGCAUCUGGAUCCAGCCAUGGAUAUGGAUCCGGAUCCAGCCACGGCUCGCUUCAAGGAUCUGGCCUGCGAUCUGGAUCCAGCUUCGUAUCGGGACACAAAUCGGGUUCCUACGCUUCUAAUGGAGGCUACGAGUACCGCCUGAAGCAUUGAAAGGAUCUCCCUGUGAAACUAAAAACGAUUCAAUUAUAUUUUGUACCUACAAUUUUUUUUAACAAUAGAAAUAAAGC